AGCAGAGCCAGACAAACUUUACUCACAAACUUAGCCGGUUGUUUGCUCUGUAAAAGUGUUUUCAAGGAUCCCUGAAGACCGUCACCAUGGGGAGCUGGAACCCACCAGGAACUAUUGUUUCACAUGAACUAAAUAUUCUGCUGGUUGGUCCCAGGCGUACUGGCAAGAGCUCUACUGGUAACACCCUACUGGGCCAGGGAUCGGUUUUUGACACCAGAGGAGGCGUGGCCAGCACAGCUGCCAGCGCCAUAACCGCUGGCCAUCAAGUGACUGUCAUCGAUGCACAAGGCUGGGGCUCCUCUCAGGAAAGUGUCCCCCGAGAUGAGAAAAUUGAACUGAUGCGAGCGCUGUCUCUUUGUGGACUAGGAGGUCCUCAUGCUAUUCUGUUAGUGAUCCCUCUGCUGGACUUCACUGAGCCUGAGAGGAGGGCAGUGGAAAGGAGAAUGGAGCUUUUGACCCCAUCAGUGUGGAGACACACCAUGGUGUUGUUCACAUGUGGAGACCUGCUCAGGGGGAAAGGGCUGAGUGCAGAGGAGAGGAUCCGAUCAGGAGGCCCUGCUUUGCAGUGGCUGAUGGAGAAAUGCCGCUACAGAUACCAUGUGUUUAAUAACAAAGCAUCUGUCAGUGGUGAGAAGGAUGGGAAAAAAGCAGGAGGAAAGCAGGAGCAGGUGAUAGAGCUGCUGGGUAAAGUGGAAGACCUGCUGCAGGAGAACGGAGGAUGGCACUUCUCCCUGCACAUGUACCAGAGGAUGGAGGAGGAGUGGUGCCGCAGAGAGCAGAGGCUGAGAGCUCAACUGCAGGCGGAGACAGCUGUGGGAGGUGUAAGGACAAAUCAAACGACAGCAGAGACCAAGAUAAACAUGGAGCAAAGGUCAGAGACUGAAGAAGAAGACGAGGAGGAGGAGGGAGACUGCCCAAGAAAAGGGCAAGCAAAGGUGGAGGAGAGGAAUCGUGGGGAGGAUGAAGAGGAGGGAGAGAGGAUGGAGCUGAGCAGUCUGAGCAGUGAGGAGGAAGAGUGGGACGUGAGUUCAGACAGUGGAGGGGAGAGAGAGGAGAGUGAUGACGUAAAAACAGGACUGAUGGCUCCAUUUCGGUCUAAUGGGGGUCUGAGGUUAGCCUUGAGUCCAAUCAGAAGGCCUGAAGCAACGAAGGACAGAAAGACUGUUUUCAAUGCAGCCAGAGUAAACUGACUCUGGACAUGAGUGACACGAGCUGGGAGAAAAAUUGUUUUAAUUGGACAAUCAACUUGUUAAAAACUGAGAAAAACUGGAAAAUUCACACCACACAUGUUUUGAUACAAUUUGGACUAAUUAACCUGCUUUGACUGGGUUUUUGCAGUGAAGGUUACACAUAAAUAAAUAUCACAUUUUUAUUGAUGUUAAGACUCCAGGAAGUCUAUCAUAUAAUCACUUUUAAAAGUGUAAACAUCACGUGCAAUAUUUUUUAACAACUUAUUAUUAACCAAAUAAGGUGUGGCAUGUCAAUGAGUAAGCUGGAUAGAUAGUGAAGGGAGGAAGGUAAGCAUGUGCCAUUUGGUCUUUGGAUUUUCAUUUUAAACUUGUUCAUUGAGGAGCACUCUCAUCAUAGUUUAACCAUUUUAUUGCAAAAUUAAUAGACAGUUUUACUUGGUAGAGAAGGCUCUUUUCAUAAGAUGCUCCCUGGGUGUACUGUCAGAAACCCCAAUAUGGAUAGAUACAUUAAUGACAAUGCAUAUUGAGUAAAAUAAAUUAAGCUAUGAAUCCACAGUAGCAUGAAUCUGAAUGAGGGUGUCACAAGCUUUAUGCCAUAAAGGAGGAGGCUAAAAGGGUCAAAACGUAUCAUCAAAAGCUUAAAAAAAGUUUGUUUUGCUUUUUUGCAACAGCCCUAGCUAUUAGGUUCUUAAAUCUGUGAAUGCACUGUGAAUGGUCUGUCUGUGGUGUCGACCUUUGCUGUCGUACAGAGCGGCGAGGACUGGAAGAGGGAGCCUAUUGGGUUGGUCUGCUUUGAUUUUUGAUUAUGAAAAAAUAAAAUGGUCAAACAACAAAGAAGUAAGUUUUUUCAUCAUCUGAGACCUGAUGUAUCCACCUAUGAUGAGAAAAGCCAAUGACCAAAAGAUACAGAGGUAUUUUGUUUUUCAAUAAGGAGCUCAGCUAUUUCUUCUUUCGGCCCCAGCUUAAACAUUUUCAUAAAAACGAGAGAGGAUUUGAUUUCCUCCUCUAGCUCUUAAACAGAGGUUUAUUUCCUAAAUUUAAAAACUUGCUGUAAUGUGCAGAAAGAAUACUUAUUACAGCUUUCCUGUGUUUUUAAAGUUUUCAUUAAGUUUAUAUGUACAGAUACUUCCCAAAAACUAGGAAGACUUAUAAAAUGUGUAAAUAUAUGAUAUUACGUUUAAACAGUGUGCAUUAAAAUCUAAUGUCAUGUUUGUAAAGCUAAAAUGUAAAUAAA
Molecule: messenger RNA, 2424 nt
Organism: Cheilinus undulatus (humphead wrasse)
Lineage: Eukaryota; Metazoa; Chordata; Actinopteri; Labriformes; Labridae
Exons: 2
Coding region: 87-1190 (367 amino acids)
Molecular function (GO): GTP binding
Source: RefSeq, a predicted model, not a curated record